AACGGUCACACUCGUUAACAGCUGUUUCAACACGCAGUAUUCCGUGUUUUUACGUUCUCUUCGAAUUUCACAACAAUUGGUCUUUUUAUUGAUUUAUUUGUGUGACAAUUACUAGUUCAACAUGUCCCUGGUGCGAAACUCCUCCCGGUUGCUGCGUUCGCAGUUGAAGCGAGUGCAGAGUGUGCCGGUAGCAUUGUAUCAUGAAAAUGUCGUUGAACACUACGAAAACCCGCGCAACGUGGGAUCUCUGGACAAGAAGGAUGUUACUGUAGGCACCGGCCUCGUUGGAGCUCCCGCAUGUGGCGAUGUGAUGAAAUUGCAGAUCAAGGUGGACGAAAACGGCAAGAUAAUAGAUGCCAAGUUCAAGACCUUUGGUUGUGGAUCGGCCAUCGCCAGCAGCUCUCUGGCCACCGAAUGGGUAAAGGGAAAGUCCAUCGAUGAGGCCGGCAAACUUAAGAACACGGACAUCGCCAAGGAACUGCGCCUACCACCCGUCAAGCUUCACUGCUCCAUGCUGGCCGAAGAUGCCAUUAAGGCGGCCCUGGCUGACUACAAGGUCAAGCAGCAGAAAAAGGAGGCCAACUAAGGGGCAGAACGGAAUCUGUGAAUGUAGUGGAGCGUAUCUCUGAACAGCCACUAAAAAAACAACUAUAUAUGUAAUCUACCAUACAAUACAAUACCAUAUACUAUAAAGAUACUUGGCAUUAGGUCGUAGUAUGCGAUUAUUCGCUAGAGCUCUGUGAGUGAUUGGCCGCGUGACUGCUGAUAAGUGCAUAGGGGUAUAGAAUACGACUUUCAUUGAUACUAACGGAUAGCAGGAACUGAUCUUGUAUGAAUGCAUGUCAACGUGUGUGUUUUUUAAGGGGAAUUCUAAGUAAUCCCAAGAGCUAAUUAAAUUAUCUGUUCUGUUAUGCUAAAUCUAAGCUUGCUUUGAAGAGAAAUAAAACGUUCCCGUUGGAAUAAAAAUUA
This is a messenger RNA of Drosophila eugracilis, 969 nucleotides long. It is a transcript of the gene IscU, whose product is annotated as iron-sulfur cluster assembly scaffold protein IscU. The record is from RefSeq and is a predicted model, not a curated record. Gene Ontology annotation, biological process: iron-sulfur cluster assembly; intracellular iron ion homeostasis. Gene Ontology annotation, cellular component: cytoplasm; mitochondrial matrix. The coding region runs from base 122 to 586 and encodes 154 amino acids. The transcript is spliced from 3 exons. Lineage: Eukaryota; Metazoa; Arthropoda; Insecta; Diptera; Drosophilidae. Gene Ontology annotation, molecular function: 2 iron, 2 sulfur cluster binding; ferrous iron binding.